UUUCUCUCUUUUCUCGCCGCAUCCUGGAGGUUACGACCCAAGCCAAAGGAGAAGAGAAGAGAGAGUCUAGGAGCGAACUGCCGGACCAUGCAGCAUGUUUCAGCAUACGGGUACCCCACACCACCAGCAUCACCAGCAUUUGGCCAGCCGUGUGCCCUUCCCAACCAUUUAGCAGUGCAACAGCCGUGCGGCUUGCCGCGCUUCGCUCCGGUGGCCCCGGAGGAGAGGCUAGGCCGCUUCAUCACGACAACCUUGCAGUUGACGGGCAUCGUCGGGACCGGCGCUUACGGCGUCGUCUACUCGGCCGUCGAUACCAAGACCCAUGUCCGGUAUGCCGUCAAGUGCCUCAGCAAGUUCAACCCGGAUGGGACUCCGCUGGACCGCCGCCAGGUCGCCUUUCAGACCAGGGAGAUCAGGUUGCACUACCUCGCCUCCACGCACCCAAAUGUGGUUUCAAUACUAAAGAUUAUCGACUAUCCCGACGCCAUUUACGUUGUGUUAGAAUACUGCCCUGAAGGUGACUUGUUCUACAACAUCACCGAGUGCGGGCAGUAUGUGGGUAAGGAUGCGCUGGCCAAGAAGGUCUUCCUGCAAAUCCUGGAUGCCGUGGAGCAUUGCCACAGCCUGGGAAUCUACCAUCGGGACUUGAAGCCGGAGAACAUCCUUGUCUCCGACCAUGGAGAAACUGUCAAGCUGGCAGACUUUGGCCUGGCGACCUCGAGUGACCGGUCUGAAGACUAUGGUUGCGGUUCGACCUUUUACAUGUCUCCAGAAUGCCUGGAUCACUCAUCUAGGAGCCCAUUUUACUACUGUGCACCAAACGAUGUUUGGAGCUUAGGAGUCAUCCUGGUGAACCUCACCUGUGGACGCAACCCAUGGAAGCAGGCAUCCUUUGAAGAUUCUACUUACCGGGCGUACACGAGAAGCCAGGAUUUCCUGAAAACCAUCCUCCCUGUGUCGGACGAACUGAACGACAUUUUGGGGAGGAUAUUUACCCGGGAUCCACACCAGAGAAUUACGCUUGCCGAGCUGCGCGCCCGGAUACGUGACUGCCACAGGUUUACAGAACAGCCGACGGCCCAGCUGUCGACACUGCCUGAGCCUGCAGAACACACAUCAACAUACGUUUGCGAAGAGGAACCGGCCAUGGACGACGACUACGAUUAUGAGCUGCCGCUCUCACCUGAUUCUUCGGACGGGGACUCAACAUGCUCUUCCGACGAAGGAUCUCUAACCUCGAGCUGCUCCAGCAUCGAAGACUUGGAGGAAGACGACUUUUUGGAUGAUCUUCCCGAGGCCAAAACCCCACCACCACCAGCUUCCAUUGGGGAGCCGGCAAUAUACGAAGCCGAGGAGCCCAAGGUGGUGCCGCUCCAGGCACAGGAGUACUUCCACCCUUGCCCUGUCGCUACCGCAGGACCUGUUCAGGCCAUGCCGAUUCCUGUGCAGCCAGUGUGCGCGCCACCAAAGUUCCAGCUACAUCACUCUGUUUGGGACAUGUUGAGGUAUGCGCAGCCGUCGCCGCCGACUCCGCCACAGAUCCACCACCCGAUUCCUUUCCACCACCAGGUCCCUCUGUUUGCCCAUAUGCAGGGUUGCUACUAGCUUCCAUCUCUUACCAGAGUACGUUGCUACCAUGUCGCUGCUCCUGGACGGUAACGCCCCACAUACUACCAUCAGGUCCAUUGGUUUUGAGGACCAAGAUGAGUGACUCCGUCAUGGAUUGCUGGGUUUUCUCACAGCUCAACCCAACUCAACCUGAUAAGAAACGUUUUUACCCUGGCGCCUUCCAAAGGGCGCCAACCCGAAAUAAGGAUUAUA
This is a messenger RNA of Canariomyces notabilis, 1821 nucleotides long. RefSeq names its product Pkinase-domain-containing protein. The record is from RefSeq and is a predicted model, not a curated record. Gene Ontology annotation, molecular function: ATP binding; protein serine/threonine kinase activity. Gene Ontology annotation, biological process: intracellular signal transduction; protein phosphorylation. Lineage: Eukaryota; Fungi; Ascomycota; Sordariomycetes; Sordariales; Chaetomiaceae. Gene Ontology annotation, cellular component: cytoplasm. The transcript is spliced from 2 exons. The coding region runs from base 88 to 1605 and encodes 505 amino acids.